Molecule: messenger RNA, 847 nt
Organism: Coffea arabica (coffee)
Lineage: Eukaryota; Viridiplantae; Streptophyta; Magnoliopsida; Gentianales; Rubiaceae
Product: hyoscyamine 6-dioxygenase
Source: RefSeq, a predicted model, not a curated record
CAUGGCAUUUCUUCUUUCAAGUUGGUCGUCCAAUCUAAAAUCUUUGCCAGAAAACUACAUUGUACCUGUAGAGAAAAGGCCUGGAAUGCCUGUUCCAAUAAGCAAGGACAUACCAGUGAUUGAUCUAGGAGAAGAAGAUCGAGCCAAUAGAAUUCAGAAAAUCAUGAAAGCUAGUCAAGAAUUUGGCCUAUUCCAGGUGAUCAAUCACGGAGUAUCUGAAGAGUUGAUGACUGAUGCUGUGAAUGUGGGCAGAGAGUUCUUUUCCCUGCCUGCUGAGGAGAAAGCAAAGUUCGUUGAUCAAGAUGCACAAAAUGGAUGCAUGGUUAACACCACCUCUGGAAGUUAUAGAAAUGGAUGCAUGGUUUACACCAGCACGAUACCAAGAGAUCAUAGGACCAUAUACAACUGAUGUGAGAAAGUUGGGUAUCAGAGUAAUGUCAAGAUCACAUUGGCCUGACAAUCAACAUGGACAAGAAGCAAGGGAGGAACUAAGCUGUGUACACUGUAUAGAAGGCUUAACAGGAAUGGUUGGAGUUCAAGGAAGCUGAGGAAGUAAAUGACAGAAAGUGCAUUGCUGAAACAACUCAACCUCAUCAGAACAGGAACUGGUACCCCCCUAAACAAGGAAUAAUUAGAGUCAACAAUGAUGCUGCUAUAGCCUUGCAAAGGAACAAAACAGGAAGAGGAAUAGUAGCAAGAGACUCCAAAGGGGAAUUGGUGAAGGCCUGUGUAGUGCAAGAGCGAAAAAGGGGUGAGCCCCUCAUUGAAUGUAGGAAUUAAAUCAAGAUUAUUAUUUGUUAGUUGGAGUUGGUUGGAAUUAGUAUAGUUCAGGGCUACGUCUAGCUAA